AUUUGGACCAAUUGUAUUUGUUAGUUGAAAAGGUUAUGCUUCAAUCUAAAAUGAAGUUUUAGAUUGUUCAUAUUUACGAGGGACGGCGAAGACCGCAUCAGUCUCCUACUUGUAUUCCGUUUCAGGACACAGUUUGUGUAUUUCUCGCCGUAAUGUAACAAUUGACGGCAGUCGAAGCAAUAAAAUCACGAUGCAAAGUUUUGUUUGGAUGCUGGACUCCUCCUGACGGUGACAAAAACAGCAGAGGAGACUGCUAGCUGUUAGCUGUAGCUACAUUGUUGUUAGCAUACUCGCUGCCGCCCAAAAAGCGUCACUGAACCCAAGCCGUUUUCUCCCUCGCCCGGUGACGUAAAGAUGACAUCGGCUUCUACCAAAGUAGGAGAAAUCUUCUCUGCAGCUGGUGCUGCUUUCACCAGACUUGGAGAACUCACCAUGCAGCUUCACCCAAUGGCCGAGUCCAACCUUGCAAGUGGUCAGACAAAGAACCCAGUGAAGAGGAAGUAUGACGAGAUGCCUCGGACCUGCAUCGCCGGCCCACAAAAGGCAGUGAAAAAAGCUGGCGUCGCCAUGGUGACAUCGGGCACUCCCUCCGCCACCCUAUCUGUGCCCACGCCUCACGUUGUCACAGCGACAGUCCAGCAAAGCAGCCAGCCCGCCACAAAGAAGCGGAAAACGGCAGAUGUGACCCUCAGUGCUCUGAAUGACUCGGACGUCAACAGCGAUCUUGUGGAUAUUGAAGGACUGAGCGAAGCAUCCACAUCCAAAAAGAUCAACUUCGAUCAAGAUACCUUAAACUUGGACUCCGGUCUCAUCAUGAAUACCAGCGAUAUUCCUCUGCUGUCCCACUGACCUUGUGCCGCCUCCCUGCCCCAAAAAGGAGUCAUCAAGCAAGCAAAGACAUUAGCGCGAACAUUUUUUUUGUAUUUAUUAUUGUCUUGCUUUCUGACAUUUCCUUUUGCAAAGAGAAAAAGCAAUUCCAGAAUACAGUUUGUUUCAUAUUAUCCAAUAACAGCAAUUUAUUUGUCAAUCUGAGACACUCAGGUGGGGGACACAUUUUCAAGUAAUAACACAGAAUAAAUUCUGCAUGACAUUUUUACUGGAUGGGUACCGUUUUUGCAAGAAUUGUACAAUACACUGGUGAUACUGUAGUGCAGGUGUGUCCAAAUAUUUUCUACCACAUUCCAAAAUUAGAAAAAAAAUGCAAGAGGUGGGACUUGAAAACAUUUUGUACAGUAAAGAUGCUGAAAAACAAUCCAAUGUAUGUCAAUAAGAUAUCUCAACGAAACAUACACUUUUGCAAUUUUGUAUCAGUGAAAAAGCAAGUUUGUGUCAUACGAUCUAAUAUUUAAAUUAUUAUUUUUUUUUUUACCAUAUGCAUAAGAGGAAAAAUACUAAAAAUGGCCACACUUGAGACACUCUAGUGCAGGGGUCACUAACCUUUUUGAAACCAAGAGCUACUUCUUGGGUACUGAUUAAUGCCAAGGGGCUACCAGUUUGAUACACACUUAAAUAAAUUGCUAGAAAUAGCCAAUUUGCUCAAUUUACCUUUAUUAAAUAAAUCUAUAUAAAUAAUAAAAUGGGUAUUUCUGUCGUACAUUUUUUUUCCUUUUACGGAAGGUUUUAUGUAGGGAAUAAAAACACUUAAUUGAACGCUUUAAAGGAGGAGAAAACACAAAAAAAAAUGAAAAUUAAAUUUUGAAACAUAGUUCAUCUUCAAUUUCGACUCUUUAAAAUUCAAAAUUCAACCAAAAAAAAGGAAGACAAAAACUAACUAAUUUGAAUCUUUUUGAAAAAAUAA
Messenger RNA from Nerophis ophidion (straightnose pipefish), 1798 nucleotides. Its product is annotated as chromatin complexes subunit BAP18-like. Gene Ontology annotation, cellular component: MLL1 complex; NURF complex. Lineage: Eukaryota; Metazoa; Chordata; Actinopteri; Syngnathiformes; Syngnathidae. The transcript is spliced from 5 exons. Bases 355 to 849 code for a protein of 164 amino acids. The record is from RefSeq and is a predicted model, not a curated record.